Molecule: messenger RNA, 625 nt
Organism: Polyodon spathula (Mississippi paddlefish)
Lineage: Eukaryota; Metazoa; Chordata; Actinopteri; Acipenseriformes; Polyodontidae
Product: zona pellucida sperm-binding protein 2-like
Exons: 6
Source: RefSeq, a predicted model, not a curated record
AUGGUUGUGGUGGCUAACAUCUCUUUUGACAACAACCUCCUGACUUAUGAGAAUGAAGUGCUGUUCACAUCUUACCGGCUGAGAGUUGCCUGUCACUAUCUGGUCAAUGACACCAAGGUAGUACAGUUCUUGUACCAGAAUAACCCUGCACCUGGAGUCCAGCCUGGCUUGGGGGACCUUGCGGUCAUCAUGCGGCUUGCAUUGGAUUCAACCUACAAUGACCUCUAUGGAGCGGAAGAUUACCCUGUUGUGAAGUACUUACGAAGACCCUUGUAUUUUGAGGUAGAACUCCUGUACAGCAGGGAUCCACAGGCUGAAUUGUUUUUGAAGAACUGCUGGUCAACCUAUUCUGCUGACAGGACUAGCUCUCCAAAGUGGGAUGUUGUUGUGGACAGCUGUGAGAACUCUGCAGAUGAGUACUUGACCAUCUUUCACCCAGUCUCCAGCAAUGCAAGAGUGCUGUUCCCUUCCCAUCUGAAGAGGUUUGAAGUGAAUGUUUUCCUUCAAUGCCAGGAUGCACUGAAAGGACAGAUUUACUUCCACUGUGGUGUUGUGAUAUGUGAUUCAAACCGGCCAUCAGACAGCCUCUGUAGCAGACGGUGCAUUCCAGGAAAACAGAGACUUG